GCACACUUCUGAGCACUAAAGCUUGAUCGUAUCUACACAGAACAUGCUAAUAAACUUUUUACCUUAGUACAUGAAGAGAGAAGAAAAAAGAGUGAAAUUUUGUGGUCCAACAAUAUAAGCACCUAAGAUCCUUCCCCACUUUUGUUUUGGGGGGUCCUUUACUUCUCUUCUAAUGUUUACUUUCACUUCCUUUUCUUCUUCUCCUCUUGUUCCAUCUUUCAUGUGAGAGAGAGAGAAAGAGAGAGUUGAAUUUUGCAGAUGAGUAUGAGAAGAAGCAAAGCGGAAGGGAAGAGGAAUUUAAGAGAAAUGAGCGAGGAAGAUGAAGAAGAAGAUGAAGAAGAAGAUGAGGAUACUUGUGAAGAAGAAGAAGAGGCUUCGGAGAAGAAGCAGAAAGGUAGAGCUACAAGUAGUAGCAGUAGCAGUGGAGUUUGUCAGGUCGAGAGAUGUACUGCGGAUAUGAGCAGAGCCAAAAACUACCACAAACGACACAAAGUCUGCGAGUUUCAUGCCAAAGCUCCUCUUGUUCGGAUCUCUGGUCUUCACCAACGUUUCUGCCAACAAUGUAGCAGGUUUCACGAGCUCGGUGAGUUUGAUGAAGCCAAGCGGAGUUGCAGGAGACGCUUAGCUGGACACAAUGAGAGAAGGCGUAAAAGCACAACUGAAUAAAAAAACGGUGAAAGGUCUCAAAAUCCCGAUUUGAAAGUUAAAUGUAAUAGGCUUUGCUUGCUCUCUUCUGUCAGUCUCUUUUUAGCUCCUUGUAAUCUUCUGUGUCUCUCUCUGUUUCUCCAUAUUGCCUGCAAUCAAAGCUAUCUGCUAAACCUAAGACAUCAUCAAAUGCAUUGACACUAAGUAAAUGCUUGAAUAAAUUAUGUGUAAGACUUACGAAAUGGUUAUUCAAAGUCAAGUUCUUUAA
This is a messenger RNA of Eutrema salsugineum, 913 nucleotides long. RefSeq names its product squamosa promoter-binding-like protein 3. The record is from RefSeq and is a predicted model, not a curated record. Gene Ontology annotation, cellular component: nucleus. NCBI's taxonomy places the organism in Eukaryota, Viridiplantae, Streptophyta, Magnoliopsida, Brassicales, Brassicaceae. The coding region runs from base 259 to 666 and encodes 135 amino acids. The transcript has 2 exons. Gene Ontology annotation, molecular function: DNA-binding transcription factor activity; DNA binding. Gene Ontology annotation, biological process: flower development.